This is a messenger RNA of Orycteropus afer afer, 3476 nucleotides long. It is a transcript of the gene SEMA4C, whose product is annotated as semaphorin 4C. The record is from RefSeq and is a predicted model, not a curated record. NCBI's taxonomy places the organism in Eukaryota, Metazoa, Chordata, Mammalia, Tubulidentata, Orycteropodidae. Gene Ontology annotation, molecular function: semaphorin receptor binding; chemorepellent activity. Gene Ontology annotation, biological process: positive regulation of cell migration; semaphorin-plexin signaling pathway; muscle cell differentiation.
GGAGGACCGUGGUCGCUGCCAAACGCGAGGGCGGCGCCCAGGUUUUCGAGCCGUGCGUAAGAGGGCAACUGGCCUGGAGUUUAGAGUUGGGGUGUGUGCCAUGGCCCCACACUGGGCUGUCUGGCUGCUGGCAGCAGGGCUGUGGGGCCUUGGCAUUGGGGCUGAGGUGUGGUGGAACCUUGUGCCCAGGAAGACAGUAUCCUCUGGGGAGCUGGCAACAGUGGUGCGGCGGUUCUCACAAACGGGCAUCCAAGACUUCCUGACACUGACCCUGACUGAGCGGACGGGGCUUCUGUACGUGGGGGCCCGGGAGGCCCUGUUUGCUUUCAGCGUGGAGGCCCUGGAGCUGCAAGGAGUGAUCUCAUGGGAGGCCCCAGCUGAGAAGAAGGUUGAGUGUAUCCAGAAAGGGAAGAGUAACCAGACGGAGUGUUUCAACUUCAUCCGCUUCCUGCAGCCCUACAACACAUCCCAUCUCUAUGUCUGUGGUACCUACGCCUUCCAGCCCAAGUGCACCUACAUUGACACAUUUACCUUCUCUUUGGAGCGUGGAGAGUUUGAGGAUGGGAAGGGAAAGUGUCCCUAUGACCCAGCUAAGGGCCAUACUGGCCUCCUUGUGGACGGUGAGCUGUAUUCGGCAACAUUCAACAACUUCCUGGGCACAGAGCCUGUUAUCCUACGUAACAUGGGGCCCCACUACUCCAUGAAGACAGAGUAUUUGGCCUUUUGGCUCAAUGAGCCUCACUUUGUAGGCUCUGCUUAUGUGCCAGAGAGCGUGGGGAGCUUCACCGGUGACGAUGACAAGAUAUACUUCUUCUUCAGUGAGCGAGCAGUGGAAUAUGACUGCUAUGCUGAGCAGGUGGUGGCUCGGGUAGCCCGGGUCUGCAAGGGAGACCUAGGGGGUGCACGGACCCUGCAGAGGAAGUGGACCACAUUCCUGAAGGCACGGCUGGUGUGCUCUGCUCCUGACUGGCAGCUGCAUUUCAAUCAGCUACAGGCACUGCACACCCUGCAGGACACCUCUUGGCACAACACCACCUUCUUUGGGGUUUUUCGGGCACGAUGGGGUGAUGUGGACCUGUCAGCAGUCUGUGAGUACCAGUUGGAAGAGAUCCAGAGGGUGUUCGAGGGCCCCUACAAGGAAUACCGUGAGCAAGCACAGAAGUGGAGCCGUUACACCGACCCAGUUCCCAGCCCACGUCCUGGCUCGUGCAUAAAUAACUGGCACCGCCGCCAUGGCUACACCAGUUCUCUGGAGCUGCCUGACAACACACUCAACUUUAUCAAGAAGCACCCGCUGAUGGAGGAGCAGGUGGGGCCUCGGUGGGGUCGCCCCCUGCUCGUGAAGAAGGACACUAACUUCACCCACUUGGUAGCUGACCAGGUUACAGGGCUUGAUGGAACCACCUACACAGUGCUAUUCAUUGGCACAGGAGACGGCUGGCUGCUCAAGGCUGUGAGCCGGGGACCCUGGGUCCACCUGAUUGAGGAGCUGCAGGUGUUUGAUCAGGAACCUAUGGAAAGCCUGGUUCUGUCCCGGAGCAAGAAGCUGCUCUUUGCAGGUUCCCACUCACAGCUGGUCCAGUUGCCCCUGGCCCACUGCGUGAAGUACCGCUCCUGUGCAGACUGUGUCCUUGCACGGGACCCCUACUGCGCCUGGAACAUCAACACCAGCCGCUGCGUAACCCCUGGUGGCCACUCUGGAUCUCUGCUGAUUCAGCACGUGACAAUCUUAGAUACCUCGGCCAUUUGUAACCUUCGUGGCACUAAGAAAGUCAGGCUCACUCCCAAAAAUAUCACAGUGGUGGCGGGCACGGACCUGGUGCUGCCCUGCCGCCUCUCUUCCAACCUGGCUCAUGCCCGCUGGACUUUUGGUGACCGGGACUUGCCCUUGGAACAGCCUGGCUCCUUCCUCUAUGAUGCCCGACUCCAGGCCCUAGUGGUGAUGGCUGCCCAGCCCCGCCAUGCUGGGGCCUACCAUUGCUUUUCGGAGGAGCAGGGGGCUCGACUGGCUGCCGAAGGCUACCUUGUGGCUGUGGUGGCAGGCCCAUCAGUGACCCUGGAGGCCCGGGCUCCCCUGGAAAAUCUGGGACUGGUAUGGCUGGCUGUGGUGGCCCUGGGGGCCGUGUGCCUGGUGCUGCUGCUGCUUGUUUUGUCACUGCGCCGGCGGCUGCGUGAGGAGCUGGAAAAAGGUGCCAAGGCGGCUGAGAGGACCCUGGUAUACCCUCUGGAGCUGCCCAAAGAGCCCACCAGUCCUCCCUUCCGGCCUGGCCCUGAGACGGAUGAGAAACUUUGGGAUCCCGUUGGCUACUAUUACUCAGAUGGCUCCCUCAAGAUUGUGCCUGGUCACGCCCGGUGCCAGCCUGGGGGUGGGCCCCCAUCUCCACCGCCUGGCAUCCCGGGCCAGCCCUUGCCUUCUCCAACUCGGCUUCAUCUGGGGGGUGGGCGGAACUCAAAUGCCAAUGGUUAUGUGCGCUUACAACUAGGAGGGGAGGACCGGGGAGGGCUUGGGCAUCCGCUGCCUGAGCUCGCUGAUGAACUGAGACGCAAACUGCAGCAGCGCCAGCCACUGCCUGACUCCAACCCCGAGGAGUCCUCAGUAUGAGGCGAACCCCCCCACCACGUUGGGGGGGCGGCGUGGGAGGUGCAGCUCCCACUUUUGCACAGGCACCAGCUACCUCAGGGACAUGGCACGGGCACCUACUCUGCCUGGGACAGACCCUGCCCAGCACUCGCCCGGCCAUAAGGACCUGCUCUGCUCAGCAUGGGCACUGCCACUUGGUGUGGCUCACCAGGUCACCAGACACAGAGGGUAUCUUCCUCCUCUCUGUGAGGGGCUGUGAAUCACGGACACAUGGGACCCCAACAGCCAAAACUUUUCAAGGCAGAAGUUCGAGAUGUGGGUGUGUUUGUUCAUAUAUAUAUGUGGGUGUUUGCACGUGUGUGUGACAUGGCCUUCCUGUUUCUGUCAAGUCUUCCCUUGGCCUGGGGUCCUCCUGGUGAGUCUUUUGGAGCUAUGAAGGGGAAGGGGUCGUACCACUUUGCCUCUUCUGCCCCCACCUGUCCCAAGUAUGGGCCAGGGAUGUACAUAUGGGGGUGGGGUGGGCAGGGUGCUAUGCCCCUUUGGGGGAGUUCAGGGCUCAGGGGUGGGCCUAGUCCUGCUCCUAGGGCUGUGAAUGUUUUCAGGGUGGGGGGGAGGGGGAUGGAGCCUCCUGUGUGUUUGGGGGAAGGGUGGGAGGGGCUUCCCACUUGGCCCCUGGGGUUCAGUGGUAUUUUAUACUUGUCCUCCCUUAAGGGGCUGGGAAAGGUUGUGGGGGGAGGGGAGGGAGAAAGGGUGAGUAUGCUGUGGAUCUGGCAUAUCCUCUCCCAGCCGUAGGAGGAGGAGGGCUUCUAACAGUGUAACUUAUUGUGUCCCCGCGUAUUUAUUUGUUGUAAAUAUUUGAGUAUUUUUAUAUUGACAAAUAAAAUGGAGAAAAUGA